Emiliania huxleyi CCMP1516 is the source of this 712-nucleotide messenger RNA. RefSeq lists its product as hypothetical. The record is from RefSeq and is a predicted model, not a curated record. The transcript is spliced from 3 exons. Gene Ontology annotation, molecular function: ATP binding; ATP hydrolysis activity. Bases 129 to 578 code for a protein of 149 amino acids. Lineage: Eukaryota; Haptophyta; Isochrysidales; Noelaerhabdaceae.
GCGCUUGCUCUGGCGUCUCGCGCCUUCUGCUCUUUUUGCACGGGGUCGUCGAGGCGGGCGCCACCGGCGCUGGUGCCGGAGGCGCCACCGCGAGUCCGGCCGGCAGUCGGUGUGGCGUCCCGGCGUCCAUGGGGGGCGACGGCGCCGAGCUGGCCGCAAGCGCGUCGCCGGUGCUCCUCGCGGGCUCGCGCGGCGUCGGAAAGACGACACUCGUGCGGAGGCUCUGCCGCUCGCUCGGACUGCUGCUGCUGGAAGUGUCGCCGCACGAGCUCUCCCGCCAGCACGGCGACGCCAUCUCGGACGGGUUUCGGCUCGCCCUCUCUGCCGCCGGCCGCUCCGCGCCCUGCGUGCUGCUCAUCGAGUCGGCCGAGGAGCUGGCCCCCGCCGCAGGCUCCGAGGAGGAGGGCGGCAGUGGCGCGGCGGCGCGGCUCGCGCUGCUCGACGCGCUGCGUGCCGCAUCGCGGGUGCAAGGCGCGUGCGCGUGCGCGCGCGCGCCUCGAGCGCACCAGCGGCCCUCGGCCCUCGGCGCCUCCGCAGGAGGAGGGAACCGAAGCUGGCGCCUCUCCGCGCUCUGGUAGGCGUGCUGCUUGUGCUCACCGCGGUGUUUGCGCGCGACGUGCAUGCGCAGGUGCGUUCGCGCUGCCCCUUGCAGCUCGCCGUAGCGCCGCCAGUCGGGCUUGGCCGCGCGCGGGCGCUCGCCUCCGCAGCCUCC